Mauremys mutica (yellowpond turtle) is the source of this 838-nucleotide messenger RNA. RefSeq names its product protein S100-A16-like. Gene Ontology annotation, molecular function: calcium ion binding; transition metal ion binding. The transcript is spliced from 3 exons. Bases 42 to 395 code for a protein of 117 amino acids. The record is from RefSeq and is a predicted model, not a curated record. NCBI's taxonomy places the organism in Eukaryota, Metazoa, Chordata, Testudines, Geoemydidae.
GGUCUCUCUAGCAACCCAGGAGCACUUUCCCUGGUGGGCCCAUGGGGCAGAGUUUGCAGCCAGAGCCGUCCGGGGAGAGGAGCGGUGGAAGGAAGCCAGCUGAGACGGCCAGGGAGGGGUCUGAGCUGGAACACGGCCUCUGUGUGAUUGUGGACAGCUUCUACAGAUACGCCAAGGGCCCGCCUGGAGUGAAGGCGCUGGACCAGGUGGCUUUCCAGAACCUGCUCAGCAAUGAGCUGAGCCAUCAGCUCACGAACACAGAGGUCGAGGCGGCCGUGAUGCGCACGUUUGAGAAGUUAGAUGCCAACAAAGGUCAGAAAAUCUCCUUUGACGAGUACUGGCAACUCAUCGCCUGGAUUUGCCAAGUGAUCCGGCGCCGCGAUUAUAACGAGUAGUGACUGUGGGGGUUGUGUCGGGUGGGGAAACCGAGGCACACGCCGCAUCCAGAAAGGCCUCCAAAUCCUUUGCCUUAAAGACUCAAAGCAAACCUGCACCUCCCCCACUCUUGGAAACCCAGUGACCUUAAUCCAUCUGCCUGCUGGGAUCCCUCCACUCCCAUCCCCAUUCUGCACGUCUCAUGCUGCCCCCAUUCCCCCCCCACCACCACCAGGAUCCCACCCUGAUCACACCACGGCCUUUACUCUCCAUGCUGCCCAACUCCCCCACUGCUGGGAGUCACCCCAUACACCCCGAAUCCACUCUGGCCUGUGCUCCCCAUAUCACCCCCUACCCUGCUACCCUGCUGCCAGGAUCCCUCACAAUUCAACGCCCCCAUCCAGCCCUGGCAUGAGAUGCCCACCCCACCCAUCUCUCCAGCUGCUGGGCUCCCACACCAAUC